AUGGCCGGCCGUAGAAGGAGAGAGACCCGUGCACGCUACAUCGUAUUUCGCCAUGCCACUCGUGUCCAGCGCUUCCUCGCCAGUUUUGAAGACGACCGCCGUCUCAAGCCAGGACACCAGCAGCUUCACUCGUUUGUCGUUCCUGGCUUGCAAGGAGGCAAACACACGGUCGAUGUCACCCAAGACAUCACCGCAAAGUCAGAAUCCAAGGAGCUGACGGCAACGCAAGAGUUCUACGUCGACACUCCCGAGUUUGCCAUACCAGAGGGCGAGAUCCACUCUGUCUAUCCACCUCCCGGGCACGAAGAGCGAUCUGAGGCUUUGCCGCAUGUCGUCUUCAACACGCCCGAGUUUCCCUGGGAAUGGCGAGCAAGCUACAUCGAAGAUGUGCCGGAUUACAAGCAGAAUAGGAACCGUGUCCCUUGGCUCGCGGUGCUUGUUUUCACCAAAGAUGAGCUACAGCUGUCGCCAGAAGAUCUCCAGGGCGACAAGAGCAUCUUUCGUAAUACGGAGAAGCUCGCAGAUGGCGCGAAGCAAACCAACACGCUGGCCGUCAACAUGCUCGUCAACGAUGUUCCCAAGCUCACAGACACAGCGUCGCCUGUGAAGCCUUCGGAAGCAGAGCCUGACGCCACAACAGACAUCAUCUUCGUCAAGAACGAGCUGUUCUCAACCCUCUUCGCCAAGUACGACGACAAAGGCCAUGAAGAUACGAGCGCCACUCAGGCAGAUGUGCGCCCGUACAGGUUCUUGGCGCACAAGAGGGACAUCAACACAGAAGGCAUGGCUGUCGCGGCCCUCACUGCCACAGAAGAAGAUCAAUCGUCUUACGGCGUCGUCUUUUCCCACAGAACCGGACCGGUUACCAUCACCAAGCCGACACAAAUCAUUGCCCACCUUGUUUCCAUCCGCGGCGUCGAGGUGAUGCCGUGGCCGGUAGCCAAGGAGAAGAGAUACGUGGCAAUGUCCAGCUUGCACAGUUGGAGCUAUACGUGUCUCCCACCCGACACCCCCAGCAUCAAGGACAUGUUUGAGGCGUUGGGACGAUCCAGCGCAAUGUUGCGUUCCAACGUCAACUUGGACCAGCUGGAUCCCCCAACUGAUGCGCCCCAAGCAGUGCAAGACCGAGUUUUGCAACGCUUGCACGACGGCUACGCUCUGGCUCGCUAUCGAAUCCAGACGGGAGAGCAGACAGGAUGCUUCAUCCGAGGGCCUUUCAUCCCUGUCAAAAUCCCCUCUGACAUCACUCGCCCAUGGCACUCCCUCUCGACUUCGGGCUCAGACCUACAGAUCCUCGACCAGCAGCUUGGUCUGAUGGAUAUCACGUAUUCGGCAGCUUGGCAGAUCGGCCGUACUCUCGCCAUCUCAGAUGCUGACCUCGUCUCGCGACUUGGCCAAGUCCGCAAGCAGAUAUACGACCGAGGCAUGCACUAUGCCCAGCUGGCGGCUUUGAGAGCCCACGGAACUCGUUCCAAGAGCGAACUCAUCGCACAGCUACCCGCCAUGGUUGCGGCGCUGCAGACUCUGCACAAGACGGCGCAACUUUCCACCUCGGACGUCCAGGCUCGCUCUCGACGAUGGUUGCGCCACUCGGUAGAGCCAGUUGACCUUUCGUACAGUGGCCGUGAGGCACAUGCCAUGAGCGUGGCAGCAAACGAUGAAGACACACUUCCGCAGUUCCUUCUCAAAGCCGCCAAGGAGAUUGCCAGUGCGAUUAACCCAGAGAAGCCGGACGAGCCAUCCGACGUGCCGUACAACGAGUUCAACACUCCCUAUUCUCCCGACUGGAUGGCAUUGCUGAAGUUCAUUCUCGACAAGCAAGUGCUGGAAAACAUCCCUUUCCACUAUCUGAUCCCGGACAUCAGCGCUCUUCCUCUGGAGAGCAUGCGCUUCUUCCGGAUUGACUGGCGCUGGAUGGACGCUCUGCUUGAUGGAGCGCUGAGUUUGUCGAAUUACAUCGAUCAGGACAACGACAAAGUUCGCGAUGCCAUCUUCGGCGCCCUCAAGUGGUUUCACGAAACGGGCGUGGCUGAGCACGGCGGCGAAGUGCCUCCCGUACCCGUCUAUGGCUGUCUGAUUCGCUCGAAUCUCAUUGUCAAGUUUCCUGACAUGAAAGUGGAGGUUCUGCCUCAACAAUUGCCUGACAAGCCUCCCGUCCUGAUGAGACACAAGAUUGUGACCCCAGAUACCAUGCUGUGCCUCUUCUCAAAGGAACCGUCAGAGCCGGACUUUAAUGGACUCGCCCUCACUCAGCCGCCUCACCAGCAGACCUUUGUGGCCGGCAGCGACCUCAAGAAAGACAAGAUUCAGAUUAGAUAUAAGAAGGCGUACACCGCAGAUGAGGGAUCAGACGACGUUACCAUUCCUAUUGCCAUCAAGGAAUGGUCGCCCAGUGAUCCCGAGACCAAGGAGGCUGUUUAUCUCUGGGAUGUCACGCCACCGUCUUCGCCUACAAUUGAGGCACGCAGGCUGUUGAUGGAAAGCUUUGCAAGUGACUACCUAAAGACUGUCCAGGAAAAGAUGGAUAAGAAGUACUUUGACGACGACACUGCCACGUCAGCUCUGAUGGCAGCGGAGAUGGGUUCCGUUGCUUGGCGACUCAAGCUCAAGCUCUCGCAGACCGAGGCCGGAGACGAGGUCGAAAUAGACCCAGAAGUCUCGCCAAGCGAUGCGCCUCUCCCUGAGUGGGCUCGUCGUCAUCGCCUCCAUCGUCGUCCUCUUCCCUCUCACGCAAUCCAAAAGCCCUCUCAGUUCUACUCUACGAGGCCCGUCUUCUACUACAAGGUUUCAUCCACUGAAACGCCAUCGUCGAACACCAUCGUCGCAACGGACGUCGCACAAGAUCUCAUUUUCCGCAUCAAUCUGGAGCCUUACACAGCCGGCGAUUAUAAGCUGGAGGAACUCACGAUCAAGGUCCCCUUCGGCACACCACAGCAGUUUCCACGCGUCCUCAUGGCAACGUACAAAGGCAGUGGAGCAGAAAUGACAUCCAACAUCAGGUUCAAUGUCAUGGUUGACCUGGAGACCACGGAUGAAAAAGUGACGGGCAUGACCCUCCGCAUGGUUCCGCGCAGCAGACGCGGUUACGUGCCCGUGUCGAGCUGCAGCGAGAUCAGCUUCAUCCUCAGCGGCGUCGUGGUCAGCCAAGUGACGCAGAAGACGUAUGUCUAUUUGGAGAUUAAGGAGCAUUAUAGAAAUCAAGGCGAGUGGAAGCCAAAGGAAGAUCCUGACAGUAUUGUUUUGGUUCCUCCGCCGGCUACGGAGAAGGCAAUGAACUUGAAGAGGAUCUUCUCGGCGGCACCGUCUUAG
Molecule: messenger RNA, 3309 nt
Organism: Trichoderma citrinoviride
Lineage: Eukaryota; Fungi; Ascomycota; Sordariomycetes; Hypocreales; Hypocreaceae
Exons: 1
Coding region: 1-3309 (1102 amino acids)
Source: RefSeq, a predicted model, not a curated record